AUGUACAGCGGCAAUCUGACAGUUGAAACUGUAGCUUAUGUUACUGCUUGCAUUUUUCAUGAAGGCAUGUUAAAUACUGACAAAUCUAUAUUUUUAGAUAAUAGCCUAGUGCGCUUUGAGCUAAUAGUAUGUCCUGCAAUGGGAAAUACACGUUCAGACGUAGCAGACAUUGCAGGGCAUUGGAUGGAAGAAGAGGAACCUGUAACUGACGACAGGGAAGAAGAAGAAAGACGCCAGUGUGAAUUGCAGUCUGCACGGUGGAAUGAACAGCUUGCACGGCAGGAACUUGAGCUGGUAAAAAGAGAACGAGAGUUAUUAACAGAACCUGAAGUGAAAGGUCAGAAUCGCAGGGAACAUAAUGGUCCAGGUGGAAUAAGUAGUUUUGGGGCGUGCUCCAGACAAGAAAAUAAAGUGCACAUGAUGGAAGUGAAGAACGAGAAAAAUGUUGGUUGUGAUAGAGAAGCAGUUAAAUGUUACAAUUGCAGUGAUCGUGGGCAUAUCGCUACAGACUACAAAAAGCAGCAACGUGAGAAGGGAGCAUGCUUCGCUUGCUUUAAAAUGGGGCACCAGGCAAGAGACUGUCCGGACAAUCAGAGGAAUAAGAGGUCAAGAGGAGAAGACCAGGUAAGGCAACCCGAGAUGUCAAACAUCUACGAGGACUCAGCAACGAAGGAGGAAUGUCGUGAGAUUGUUGUUUUUGAAAUUGAUAAUUCCAAUGAACAAAGUUUUAGUCCGACCCUGCAUAAUUGGAUAUCAAAACAAAACAGUUAUACUAUUAUAGAAGCUCCGCUUUGCGUGGAAAGUUGUAAACCCGUGUUGAACAGAGUAAUUUCAGAUUUAGUUUUACAUAGAAAGCAACAGUUGUUACGAGUAGAUCCUUACUUCGCGUAG
Habropoda laboriosa is the source of this 891-nucleotide messenger RNA. RefSeq lists its product as uncharacterized. The record is from RefSeq and is a predicted model, not a curated record. Bases 1 to 891 code for a protein of 296 amino acids. NCBI's taxonomy places the organism in Eukaryota, Metazoa, Arthropoda, Insecta, Hymenoptera, Apidae. The transcript has 5 exons. Gene Ontology annotation, molecular function: zinc ion binding; nucleic acid binding.